Messenger RNA from Moesziomyces antarcticus, 732 nucleotides. RefSeq names its product small nuclear ribonucleoprotein a. Gene Ontology annotation, biological process: mRNA splicing, via spliceosome. The record is from RefSeq and is a predicted model, not a curated record. The transcript has a single exon. Gene Ontology annotation, cellular component: U2 snRNP. Gene Ontology annotation, molecular function: protein binding; U2 snRNA binding. Lineage: Eukaryota; Fungi; Basidiomycota; Ustilaginomycetes; Ustilaginales; Ustilaginaceae. The coding region runs from base 1 to 732 and encodes 243 amino acids.
AUGAAGCUCACACCAGAAUUGAUAUCGCGGAGUCAAUCCUCGAUCAACGCACUGCAAGAUCGCGAGCUCGAUCUGCGCGGGCUCAAGAUCCCUGCCAUCGAGAACCUCGGUGUGACGCGAGACCAGAACGAUGCCAUCGACCUUACGGACAAUGACAUUCGAUUCCUCGGCAACUUUCCGCUCCUGCAGCAGCUCAAGCAUUUGCAACUGGGCAACAACUUGAUAUCGCGCAUCGACGCACGUCUCGCCUCGUCCCUUCCAGCGCUGCGCUCACUCACGCUUACCAACAAUGCCAUUGCCGAUCUGGCCGAACUGGCGCAUCUGGCAAAGUGCAGGCGGCUAGAGUAUCUGUGUCUGAUGGGCAACCCGGCGAGUCGCGAAAAGCACUACCGCGAGCUUGUCAUCUGGAAGCUACCCCAGGUGCGCGUGCUCGACUACCAACGCAUCACCAACCGCGAGCGCCAACUAGCAAGCGACCUUAUGCAGACCGAAGAUGGUCAGCCCUCCGAAUUGGCAGCAGGCAUCAUGCGCCAAAGCGGCGCAAUGGACAUCGAUGCACCCGGCGUCGCAAAGGGCCGCACGUUCGAACCAGGUCGCUUGAACGGAUCGUCAAGAAGACUGUUGACGCAGGAAGAGAGACAGGCCAUCGAAGAGGCCAUCGAAAACAGCGAGAGCUUGGAAGAGAUUCGCCGCCUCGAAGAGCAGCUCAAGAUGGGUUCGUUUGCCGGCUAG